Molecule: messenger RNA, 1230 nt
Organism: Humulus lupulus (European hop)
Lineage: Eukaryota; Viridiplantae; Streptophyta; Magnoliopsida; Rosales; Cannabaceae
Product: dof zinc finger protein MNB1A-like
Exons: 1
Coding region: 194-1075 (293 amino acids)
Biological process (GO): regulation of DNA-templated transcription
Molecular function (GO): DNA binding; DNA-binding transcription factor activity
Source: RefSeq, a predicted model, not a curated record
GACUCCCCAACCGACCAUUAAUUCUCUUAUCAAAUAUCACUCGUCUCAGCCCAUUGGUCAACAAAUACAAAUACAAGUACAAAUCUCUUCUCCAAUCUUCACAGUGCUCCUCAAAUUCCACUCACUUUUCUUCUCAAAUUCUCUCUCUUUUCCCUCACAGACAUUUUCUCGAACACUUUGUCAACAGUAAUCAAUGUUCACCAUUGCCGAUAUCGAAAACCAGAUGUUUCAGUUCCCUUCUAAUAAGACACUGACUGAAAUCGAGAAAAGAUGGAAACCCAGUAUCGAAAUCGCUCCCAACUGCCCUCGCUGUGCUUCUUCCAACACCAAAUUCUGCUACUACAACAACUACAGUCUCUCUCAGCCUCGAUACUUCUGUAAAGGCUGCCGACGUUACUGGACCAAAGGUGGGUCCUUAAGAAACGUCCCCGUUGGCGGUGGUUACCGGAAAAAUCAUCGGUCUAGGUCCUGUAAGGUUCCGGGAAGGGGUCGUUCUUCGCUGAGUACUUAUUCUCCAGACUCAACCGAGCUCUCUGAGAGCUCUAAUGGCGACUCGGGUUCGGGCUCUCAAUCCGGUUCGGACAUCGACUUGGCAGCCGUGUUCGCCAACUUCUUGAACCAAAAUCCGAACCAACCGGAGCCGAGUUCAAAUAGAGCAAUCGUUUCAGGCAUUUCAUCAAACAUCUGCAAUGCACUAAAAGACGGAUCAGUCAUCGAAUCCCAGAGUCAACACUGCCUUGUUCUUGAAGAAACCGAACUAGCCCAAGAGUUAUUAGCUCCUUCCCAAGAAGAGAAAAUGGCAGAAGUAAAUCUGGGGAGUGAAAUGAAUGAUUUCGGGUUUCAAAAUUUGCUAGGAAACGAUGACGAUGAUCAAGUCGGACAAGACUUGUUUUGGUCCGAUUCUACAGCCACAGCGGCGGCGGCGGCGGUGGAGAUCACGCCAAGCUUUACGUGGCAGCAGGCAACGGUGGCGCAUAAUUUUCAAGAACUGGAAAGCUUUCCAUCAACAAAUCUAGUAAAUGAUAUAUGGAACUCUUUUGAUUUUUCUGGGCUUGAGAUUUUCUCAAGAUCUUAGUAUUAUGGCAUCCACCAUCUCUGCUAUAUAUAUUUUACAUUUUUGUAAUUUUACAUAAUCAAUUAGUUUCCAUGACAUAAAGAAAGAAACAAAAGAAAAUGUCAUCAUGGUAUAUAAUUUACAAUGAUAUAAUUAUACAAUAAUAUCAUUUUUCA